AUGUCCACCGAUUCUACUAUCAAGGCUUCCAACUGGAGAUUAGUCGAAGUAGGCCGUGUUGUCUUGGUCAAGAAGGGCCAAGCUGCCGGUAAAUUGGCUGCUAUUGUUGAGAUUAUCGAUCAGAAAAAAGUUUUGAUUGAUGGUCCAGAAUCCGGUGUCCCACGCCAAGCCAUCAACUUGGGCCAAGUCGUUUUGACUCCAUUGACCUUUGCUUUGCCAAGAGGUGCCAGAACCGCCACCGUUUCCAAGAAAUGGACUGCUGCCAACUUGACUGAAAAAUGGAAUGCUACUUCCUGGGCUAAGAAGAUCGCUCAGCGUGAAAGACGUUCCGCUUUGUCCGACUUUGAAAGAUUCCAAGUCAUGGUUUUGAGAAAGCAAAAGAGAUACACUGUUAAGAAGGCUCUAGCCAAGGCUUAA
Messenger RNA from Torulaspora globosa, 417 nucleotides. It is a transcript of the gene RPL14A, whose product is annotated as 60S ribosomal protein eL14. Gene Ontology annotation, cellular component: cytosolic large ribosomal subunit; ribosome. The transcript is spliced from 2 exons. Gene Ontology annotation, molecular function: RNA binding; structural constituent of ribosome. Gene Ontology annotation, biological process: translation; ribosomal large subunit biogenesis. NCBI's taxonomy places the organism in Eukaryota, Fungi, Ascomycota, Saccharomycetes, Saccharomycetales, Saccharomycetaceae. The record is from RefSeq and is a predicted model, not a curated record. The coding region runs from base 1 to 417 and encodes 138 amino acids.